AUGUACGGCAAGAUGCUAAAAGCUCUCUCCUACUACAACAAAAACAACAACAUCGAUGAUGACGUCAUCGUGAACGGUCACGAUGACGACUACAUAAAUAGUGAGCGCUACAUAAACAAGGACGUCAUCAGUGACGUCAUCGCCCAGCAACACCAGCAGAAUGGUUCGCUACGGCAGCAGCAGCCACAACAUGACCAAAAAAAUGAGAAACCGUUGCUGUUUAAGAAGGAUGGAAAGAAUGGAAAUGAAAAGGAAAAAAAUGAAGACAAAAAUUCUCUUUUCCAAAAUUUGGAAAGACCAGCCGAUGAUUUGAUGGAUUUUUGA
This is a messenger RNA of Helobdella robusta, 324 nucleotides long. RefSeq lists its product as hypothetical. Lineage: Eukaryota; Metazoa; Annelida; Clitellata; Rhynchobdellida; Glossiphoniidae. The coding region runs from base 1 to 324 and encodes 107 amino acids. The transcript is spliced from 2 exons. The record is from RefSeq and is a predicted model, not a curated record.